Messenger RNA from Brassica rapa (field mustard), 803 nucleotides. RefSeq lists its product as uncharacterized. Lineage: Eukaryota; Viridiplantae; Streptophyta; Magnoliopsida; Brassicales; Brassicaceae. The record is from RefSeq and is a predicted model, not a curated record. Gene Ontology annotation, molecular function: proton-transporting ATP synthase activity, rotational mechanism. Gene Ontology annotation, biological process: proton motive force-driven ATP synthesis.
AUUCCAUAUUUUUAUUCAACAAAAUGCAUAUUAUGGAAAACAAAUAUAUGAUAAUGUUUGAAACAUUCAUUUCUCGUUCAGGUGGAUAAUAUUGAAACGUCUUCCAUGGAGACUCUCUCAGCAUCCAUUUCAUCCUUGAACCUCCCUCCACUACCUCGUAGAUCCUUCUCCGGCCGCUUUAAACCCACCGUCACCUCAACCUCGACAAAUCUUUCAAAACCACCAACAUCGUCUUCUCCAUCUUCCUUCUCCCACCACAAAAACGUUACCUUCCCUAGAGGAAUCUCGUUACCGCUUCCGAACGCAAAACCCUCGAGAGCUCCACCGCCACCAUCUCCUCCUCAGAUUCACGAGAAAGCGGCGUCGGGAUUUGCUGCGGCGCUCGUUAGCGUUUGUCAAUCGAAGAACUGUCUUGGUCGGACUCAAGAAGAUGUCAGAAGGCUGAUGGCGUUUCUUGUGGGAGAAGACAAGAAGAGGAACAAUAACAAGGAGGGCUUAGUCAAUGAAGUUGUUGAGAGAGGUAAGUUUGGUAAACACUUGAAGGGCUUGGUCAAGAUGUUGGUUACAAGAGGCAAAUCUGGGAUUUUGUUUGAUGUCUUAUUGGAAUUUGAGAGAAUCUGUAAUGAACUUGUUGUUACAAAACUUGUCUGGGUUACUUAACGAAACAACCAAAGAUUGUAACUAAGAUUACAUCAACAAAGUCAAAGUUUACUUUUGUGUGUUUUAUCUAUAAUCGCAUUCUUGUUUUCUAUGGUGACAUUUGUUUUUGUUUCAUUGUGGAUGGACUCUUAAACGUUGUAAUU